Messenger RNA from Spathaspora passalidarum NRRL Y-27907, 956 nucleotides. RefSeq names its product S-adenosylmethionine-dependent methyltransferase. Lineage: Eukaryota; Fungi; Ascomycota; Pichiomycetes; Serinales; Debaryomycetaceae. Gene Ontology annotation, biological process: peptidyl-lysine dimethylation. The transcript has a single exon. Gene Ontology annotation, molecular function: protein-lysine N-methyltransferase activity. The record is from RefSeq and is a predicted model, not a curated record. Bases 45 to 827 code for a protein of 260 amino acids.
AACAUAGCUAACCUCUUCACAUCUAGAGCAAGAACCUAAUCGCCAUGUCAGAUGAUGAAGUUUCCUUUGAUGGAAACCUCUUUGAAGAACCAGAAGAUUUCUUGCCUCCGCCACCAGAAUCACAUUUUGCCAAAUAUACCCGAAAAGUCGUUCAUGAUAACCAACCACAAGAAAUCACCCUUAAAUUAGUUGGGAAAUCUCCACUUUGGGGACAUUUAUUAUGGAAUGCCGGUAUUUAUACCGCUGACUAUUUGGAUAAACAUGCUGAAGAUUUAGUCAAGGGCAAGAAAAUCCUUGAAUUAGGUGCUGCUGCUGGUUUACCUUCCUUGAUCUGUUCUCUUAAUCAAGCUUCCGAAGUUGUAUGCACAGACUACCCUGAUGCUGAUUUGAUAUCACAUAUUGAUUACAAUUUCAAAGAUUUGGAACUGAAAACAAAGUUAUGUGACUAUAGAGUUCAAGGUUAUAUAUGGGGGCAAGAUGUUAGUCCUUUGGUUUACAAUAAGGAAGAAGUUGUAAAUAUCAAAGAAGAAGAUAAAUUCGAUCUCAUAAUCUUGAGUGAUUUGGUUUUUAACCAUACAGAACAUCAUAAAUUAUUAGCUACAUGCCGCAAAAGUUUAAAGUCUAACGGGAAAUGUCUUGUUGUGUUCAGUCCUCAUCGUGCCUGGCUACUCGAAGAGGAUUUAAAAUUCUUUGUUACUUGUGAAGAAUACGACCUUAAGGCAGAAAAGAUUGAAUUGGUUAAUUGGAAACCAAUGUUCGAAGAAGAUGAAGAAUCUGCAGAGAUUAGAUCGAGAGUUUACUCAUAUUUCUUAAACCCUCAAUGGUAAAUGUUAUAGAUAGCACACGUAGAUAAUUCCUUGUACAUAAUAUACAUUAGGAAUAGUCUUAACGUCAAUCCACUAAUACUACUUGCUUUUUCUUAUUGUACUUUGUAUAUUAUCCUUAUCCAAAAUGAU